Hyalella azteca is the source of this 784-nucleotide messenger RNA. RefSeq lists its product as uncharacterized. The record is from RefSeq and is a predicted model, not a curated record. NCBI's taxonomy places the organism in Eukaryota, Metazoa, Arthropoda, Malacostraca, Amphipoda, Hyalellidae. The transcript is spliced from 2 exons. Bases 53 to 784 code for a protein of 243 amino acids.
UCGAAUUCGAUAAGUUAGCUAUUAUAUAGCAGCUCCUGAAAUUCUGAUCUUCAUGAAGAGUUCGAAAUUCCUGCUAGCGUCGCUGUUCUUACAGCUCGUCCACUCCCAGGUCCAUGGUCAUGAAUCCUCAACCUCUAAUGGGUAUCCUGCCUACGCACGGACCGAUGGACCUGCAGGAACAGCAGCUGACAGAAGCAAACUCUUGGUGGGAGCGGCUGUCGAAAAUAGAAAAUCCUUACCGGGUGGAGUAACUGAAAUAGACUUUAAAAAAUUCAACGUGAAAAUGGGUGAUGGAGGAGGCAAUGUCACUCCAUAUAUGUUGAAGGCUCAUGAGCAUACUCCAUCAAGCGAGAAUAGCAAGGGGAAAAAACAUAUUUAUUUGAAGGUGUCAGGCAUAAAGAACGACCAGAGUUCGCGUAAACUGACCGUCAUGAACGAAUUACAGAAGAUAACAGGAACACCUGACGCGGAAAGCAGCCAGCAACUACACAUAACACCUGACAAAGACGAAGACAACAAAGCCAAGUUUUUUUUCGCUGGAUACAGAACAACCACAGAUACCAUCGUCAUAACCAGACCACAGCGAACACCAGACUUCCAGCGAACACCAGACCACCAGCGAAUACCAGACUUCCAGCGAACACCAGACCACAGCGAACACCAGACCCCAGCGAACACCAGAUCACAGCGAACACCAGACCUCCAGCGAACACCAGACCUCCAGCGAACACCAGACCACAGCGAACACCAGACCACCAGCGAAUUAUUAUGUGAGAAUAUUUAA